Messenger RNA from Pisolithus orientalis, 2497 nucleotides. Its product is annotated as heterokaryon incompatibility protein-domain-containing protein. Lineage: Eukaryota; Fungi; Basidiomycota; Agaricomycetes; Boletales; Pisolithaceae. Bases 163 to 2244 code for a protein of 693 amino acids. The record is from RefSeq and is a predicted model, not a curated record. The transcript has 4 exons.
UAAUUGGCGGCAGUCCCAUCAUGAGGGUGUUCAACAAAUCUGUCCUAAUAGUACUGGCUAACCAGUGCUAUCCCAUCCCCUUGUUAAAACAUCCACGCUAUCCUCUACCUCCAGGCUGUGCAAGCGGACACAGUUGUCAUCGGUGCGAGUUUUGUGCACGCGAUGCGCUUGAUUGAUGUUGAUGCCUUCUUGGAUCGGGAGUUAAGAAUUCGCGAUGAAACUCUAUCUUCCGUCGAGGUUCUGAAAGAGCUCGACGAUGCAAGCACAGAUUAUGCGAUAUUGUCACAUCGCUGGGGCGAUGAAGUGAGCUACGAAGAGGUGAUACAGCUAACAAAGAUGGACAACAGAGACGAGAUACGAAGGCGCAGUGGUUACCUGAAGAUCAUGAAGAGUUGCGAACAGGCGAAAAGUGACGGCCUCAACUGGCUAUGGGCAGAUACUUGUUGUAUCGACAAGCGGAGUAGCUCAGAGUUAUCGGAGGCUAUAAAUUCAAUGUUCCGAUGGUACGAAAACUCGAAGCGGUGCUACGCUUACCUUCAUGAUACUUCUGUCUUUCCCACGACGCGCGACUGCGCGAGCUUUCGAGGGUCUAAUGGCUGGCCAGAGUGGUUUUCGCGGGGCUGGACGUUACAGGAGUUGAUAGCGCCGAAGGACAUCCAGUUCUUCAACCGAGAUUGGAAACUCAUCGGCGACAAAGGCAGCCUUGCGUCUAAAUUACAGGAAAUCACCCGGGUCCCGGUCAGUGUCUUAAAGAGUGGAUUAUCUUCACAACGGUUGAGUGUUGCUCAAAUCGUAUCCUGGGCUGCCGACAGGAGGACCACCCGAAUUGAGGAUCGCGCAUAUUCGUUGAUGGGUCUACUGGAUGUCAACAUGCCGAUGUUGUAUGGAGAAGGGAAGAAAGCAUUUCAGCGUCUACAGCUCGAGGUUAUUCGUAUGUCCAACGACCAGAGCAUCUUUGCCUGGGACCCGGAAGGAAAGAAUCGGCAGACUACCAGUGUUCUUGCCGACGACCCAAGUCUUUUUCGGGAUUGCCAUGACAUCGUCAAGAUGGUGCCAAUGGAAUUUAAUGAGGAGCUUCCAUCUCUGUGGAAGUCGGAUGAAGAAUUCUUGACAAUGCCGGAGGACCAAGGAUCCCUGGCAUUUACCGUCACCAAUGCAGGAAUCCAGAUAUGGCUUCCGCUUUUACCUUACUGGGGCUGCCCUUCACUUUUCCAGGCGGCAUUAGCAUGUCGGAGAGAGGGCAGUAGGGUGCCAAUGACCAUUGACUUGGCGUCCUCAAAAUCCAGGCAUUACAGGUAUUUCGGGGCGACUGCGAGACCAAAGCCCUCUCCGGAGUUGGGACAACUCUACCUUGCUUACCGGGCAGAGCCGCGCCAUGAUUUCAUUUUCAAGGUUGACGACAGGACAAUUCCCUAUUAUGGUUUCUCCCGCCGCGACGUGUUGCCGAAAGAGGUGGUCUCCACAGAGGAUACCAUUACACUAUCACGUGCAUGUCCUCUUGCCGUCAUACUCUAUGCCAAUGGUAAACCUAAUGGUUACUUCGCGGUUGCGUUUGGUCACUGCUUUGGCCAAGAUUGGGUGCAUGUUAUUGCUGAUGAACAGGGAUCAUCGCCGCCGUCCGAUGCUAUUGGAGUGUAUGACCGUAUGUGGAACGCAGGUGCAGAAUAUGCCCGACGUAUGGGGGAAGCCCGCUUGGGUACUCACUCGGGUUCACAACGUGAGCCGCAUCGCAUCAAGCAUAGUCAUCUGAAAGAGUCUAUUUUUGGCGUGGAGGUUGUCUGUGGCAAGUCGGAGAAGUCAGACCAUUGCAAAGUUACGAUUGACGUCGUCAAAUGCCCCGGCUGCUGCCAGCAGCCACUCGAGUGGGAACUUACAUAUAGAAUCGGCGACGGCGAUACCCCCGGUCUUAUGUUGCCGCUGACUUAUUGGCUUAUCAACCUUGGUCAUCAUCGUCUGUUGGUGGAUGGGGUGGCUGCGAAGUUUGUUCUUUCGGAAACUCUCCAGGGGACCCAGGUGUGUCGUAAUCCAUCAAUCCGAUCAGUCGAUCCUGAGAGAAGCAGCUGGGGGACUACGGUGAUAUUCAGCAGCACUCCCACGGAUUUAUGCAUCGCCGAGGGAACAUCUUCGAAGAUCUUCACCUACUCCAGCCUGAACUUAGACUGUAUCCGGAUGAUCCAGACCUCAAGCCUGUGGUACAUAGAAUCAGCGGUGAAUCUGGAGCGGGUACUGAUGACCAGGAUGUGACAAGUAUGAUCGGUGAUUCAGGGACAGACCCUGCACUCAUUCUGCGCCGUCCAAUUGGCCUGUCUCUUCCAAAUACUCGGGCUGUUGCAAUCCUGCUGAGAGCCUUGUCUGCUCGUAGCAGCAACUACGCUUUGGUAACAACGGUUAUACGUUGUUCUGCAUGCCGCCCAACCGAUAAGUUCAAGGACAAUCUGGCAAAAAACUCUUGGGGUUACUCUCAUUUCUGGAGAACUUAUUCUCCUGUUGAAUUUCC